Molecule: messenger RNA, 1656 nt
Organism: Clonostachys rhizophaga
Lineage: Eukaryota; Fungi; Ascomycota; Sordariomycetes; Hypocreales; Bionectriaceae
Source: the annotation of a GenBank genome assembly
AUGGCACAGUCUCAUGAUUAUCCAGUCAUUGUGAUAGGCGGCAGCCUUGUCGGCCUGUCUGCCGCGCUCUUUCUCUCACACUGGAAUGUCCCCGUGGUUCUCCUCGAGCGACACCCUUCCAGCGCCCUUCAUCCUCGGGCGGUCGGUUAUACGGCCCGCACCAUCGAGAUGCUGAAGACUGUCGGCGCAUCUGAGGAUCUCAAGGGCAUCAUGUGGAAGGGCGGUCCACCAAAGCGAGUCGUUGUCGAAAGUCUCUCUGGAAAGUGGGAGAACGAGGUCGCCUGGACCGAAAAGAAAACUGCAUCUGCACCUCCCACUAGCGAGAAAGGAGACAAAGAAGCUCUCAAAGGCCCUCCCCCAGGUCCAGUCUACUCUCACGUCCAGGGCGUUGCCGUUGCUCAAGAUAUCAUCGAGCCCGUUCUCCGGACUCAUGCUAUCAGGCUUGGUGCCGAGCUCAGGCUGGGCCACAAGGUGCUGGACUGGACCCAGGAUGACCAAGGCGUCACAGUGACGGCGACGAAUCCCGAUGGAACUGAGUACUCGCUGCGGGGCCAGUAUCUCGUGGCGUGCGAUGGGGCACGCAGCCCGGUUCGAGAAAAACUCGGCAUCAAACGCCAGGGAGUUGGUAUCCUAAGGGCUCUGCGGAGCAUCCUAUUCAAAUGCCCCCGUAUCAACCAUUAUCUUGACCACGGCUACUCCCAGUUCCAAAUCCAGAAUGGGGAAUUCGAAGCCUUCAUGACCACCUACGGCGAGGGUCGCUGGAUGCUGGCGUGGAAUGACGGGACUGAAGACAUCAAUAGACCUGAGACGAAAUUGGACCUCAUUCGAAAGGCCACUGGGCUUCCUGACCUUACAGUCGAUGAUGUCGAGUUCAUCACGACUGGUCAGUGGGACAUUGGUGGUUUGGUUGCCGACGAGUACUCUUCCGGGAGAGUUUUCCUCGCUGGCGAUGCAGUCCACGCAUUGCCCCCAAACCGCGCUGGCUUCGGUGCCAACACUGGCAUCGCCGAUGUCCACAAUCUGGCGUGGAAGUUAGCCUCUGUCCUGCAGGGGAAGUCUCGAACAGAGAUCCUCGAGACAUAUACCCAAGAGCGUCAGCCUGUUGCCGUUGUCCGGCAUGAUCAGAUCUUUGCUCGACAGGACUACCGGCGGUAUGCGAAGGGCCUGGAGUGGCCUGGCAAGGACGCAGAAAUCCUGGACGAUAACGCUCUGGAAUUUGGCCAGAUCUAUCGCUCAAAUGGUAUUCUCGGAUCGGGAGAAAACCUCCCUCUUGCCAAGGUCCCCACUGAAUGGAAGGCCCAGCCCGGCACAAGGGCAGCACAUGUCUUUCUGCGAAAAGAUGGUGAGACAAUCUCAACUCUUGAUCUUUUCGGCACCGAAUGGGUUGUGAUUUCGAGUGAUGAGGGGUGGAAGCAACCAGUUAAGUCAGCAGCGAAGAGUCUUGGAAUAACCGUCGAAUUUGCUUUUGUUGGGAAGGAUAUUGUGGAAGAGGUUGAGGGGAGCUUCAACGACGUCUACGGGUUGAGCGAAAAUGGAGCGGCAUUGGUUCGCCCUGAUGGAGUUAUUGCAUGGAAAGUGAUAGAAAAGCUAGACGAGCCGGUGAAAGCAUUGACCGAGGCUCUGUCGAAAGCCUCUUAUGCAACCAAGAGCAACUAA